UCCCGCUCCUGUCCCCGCUCUCCUGUUGCCGCUGUCCCGCUCCUGUCCCCGCCGCAUCCCGCGGGGAGCGCCCCUGGGGGCUCAGACUUGGGAGAAGCCGCCGGCAUUAAUUAGCGCGGCUCAGGAACGGGAUGAGCCCGCCGGGUAAUCCCGCCGGGACAGGCAGAGCCCGGCUGCCCGCAGCGCCGUCCUGGAGCUCCGGGGCUGCUCUUUUUAGCUUCUAAACCGAAAAUUGGACAAUCUCACGGGGCUCGGGCAGGGGGAAGCGGAGCUGGCGGAGCGCUGGGGCUGCCGGGGUUUGGGGUGCCGAAAAGGAUGUCCCAUGCCCGUGCCUUGCUGCCCCACUUUGAAACCAGGAUGAAAGCCCAUCCUGGAACACAACUCACUGACAGGCAGAGGGGUUGAGCCCUGUAGCCCACUCCUGGCCCACCGGUGUCCCCAGCCACUGCAUGUAGGGUCGCAUGGGUGGUUUGGGUACAUGGAUCCCUGUACGGGGGCACUUUAGGGUUCGGGGUGGUCCUUGCGUGCAGGAAAGGAGACGAAAGGCGUGGAGCACCCCGAGCACUUUUCCUUCCUUCCUGGCCUUGGCCUUGGCUCAGCCCUUCCUCCUUCCUGGCCUGGCUCCUUGGCUCUGUCCUGCAGCCUGGAUGGGCUCCUGGGGGCUGCCACUCCAACCCGCUCCCUGCAGGUCCCCCCUCUGCCGGACGCUGACCCCCCCAGAGCCCCGACAAGCCAUGGAGGGAGAGCCCACCCUGCGCCUCCGGAUCUUCGACCUCAACUGCUGGGCCAUCCGGUACCUGAGCAAGCGGCGGCAGGAGCGCGUCCGGCUCAUCGGGGACACGCUGUGCCACGAGGGCUUUGACCUGGUGCUGCUCCAGGAGGUGUGGAGCGAGCAGGACUACAGUGACCUGAAGGUGAAGCUAGCAGGCUGUUAUCCCUUCUCCCAUUACUUCCGCAGUGGGGUGAUCGGCAGCGGCCUCUGCGUCUUCUCCAGAUUCCCCAUUCUGGACACACUCCUCUACCAGUACUCACUGAACGGGUACCCCUACAUGCUCCAGCACGGGGACUGGUUCUGCGGCAAGUCCGUCGGUCUUGUCAUUAUGAAGAUCUCGGGGAUCAUCUUCAACAUCUACGUCACCCACCUGCACGCCGAGUACUGCCGGGACAAGGACGCCUACCUGCCCCACCGCCUGGUGCAGGCCUGGGAGCUGGCACAGUUCAUCCGACACACCUCAAAGGCAGCAGAUGUGGUGCUGCUGGGAGGGGACCUGAACAUGCACCCUGAAGAUGUGGGCAUCCGGCUGCUGCGGGGCUGGACGGGGCUGCGGGACGCCUUUGCUGAGGCGGCGCACUUUGAGGGCUGUAAGAACGGCUGCACCCUCAUCCCUGACAACUGCUUCGCUGCCAAGUCAGAGCUGCUGCCCUUCCCGCUGGGCAUCCGCAUCGACUACAUCCUCUACAAGGCCAUCUCCAGCUUCACAGUGAAGUGUGCAGAGCUGAAGACCACCAUGGGGCGAGCCCCAGGCGUGGACAUCCCCUUCUCAGACCACGAGGCCGUGAUGGCAACACUGCACAUCCAGAGGCAGGGACAGCCUGCAGGUGCCACCCUUGGCACAGCUGACCCUGCACUGGCAGAUGUGGUGACAGAGGCACGGACAGAGGUGGGCGUGGGGCUGCAGGCGGCGCGGCGGCAGCGCUACUCCUCGGGCAGGAUGGCCGUGCUGGCCCUGCUGCUGCUGCUGCUCCAGGCCCUGGCUGCGCUGGGCACACUGGCUGGACUGGGCACAGAGCAGCCCUUCCCCAAGCUCUCCUUCUGCCUGCUGGCCUUCCUCGCCCUCGGCGUCCUCAUCCUCGCCAGCGGUCUCCACCUGUUCCACACCAUGGAGGUGAAGAUGCUGCACGGCACCGAGGACCAGAUGUGGAUGGUACUGAGGGCCCUGCAGGAGCGUCCCAGCGAAGGCUGAGCUGAGGCUCUGGGUGUCCCACAGUGUCCCCUUGGUCACACUAUGUCCCCCAUUUCAUCCAGCAUCAGUUCUUAGGCAAGCAGCACUGCAGCAAUGCAGCAGUGCAGGUUUGGCAGCUGCCUCUGGGUGAAAUUAAGGUUUUUGGGGUAGAUUUAUUGCAUUGACCCCUGUGAGAACCACAACGGAGGCAGAUUUUUAUUGCUGUCUUUUUAAAUACACUCUUUUGUACAUGGAGGGGCCCUCUGGCCUGGCUGGAAGGCUUGAGACACUGAGGCUCCCCUUGCCUGGGGCAGCCUCAAAUUUUACACUGGUGGCUGCUCCAGCAACCAGUCCUGACUGAUGGAAAAUAAAGGCGAUAUUUUAAC
Molecule: messenger RNA, 2329 nt
Organism: Taeniopygia guttata (zebra finch)
Lineage: Eukaryota; Metazoa; Chordata; Aves; Passeriformes; Estrildidae
Gene: SMPD2
Product: sphingomyelin phosphodiesterase 2
Molecular function (GO): sphingomyelin phosphodiesterase activity
Source: RefSeq, a predicted model, not a curated record